AGAACAAACUCCAACCUCCUUGAAUGUGGAAACCAGUGUUUUGGAAGAUACAUGAAAAACAAGUUGCGUCCCCUGUACCUCUAAAUCCAGCGGCUCCUACUCUUAUCUUCUCCUCUCUUAUUCAUACAUAAGCCCACCCUCUUGUCCAAUACGCACAGCACAUCCUCUUAUAUACUCAUUUCUCUCUUUCAUAAACCACCAAGUUCAAACACUCUUUCGUUUCUAGUUCCUUUUCUUUCCAACCCUAGUGGUCUUUUGAUUUGUCACAAAACUGGAAGCAAAAAUGCGGAUGAGUUGUAAUGGAUGUAGAGUUUUACGCAAAGGCUGUAGUGAAAACUGUAGUAUUAGGCCUUGUUUACAGUGGAUCAAGAGUUCUGAGUCUCAAGCCAACGCUACUGUUUUUCUUGCCAAGUUUUAUGGCCGUGCUGGACUUAUGAACCUCAUCAACGCUGGCCCUGAACAUCUCCGUCCUGCGAUUUUUAGGUCGUUGCUUUACGAAGCAUGUGGGAGGAUAGUGAACCCGAUUUAUGGCUCGGUUGGGCUGAUGUGGUCGGGAAGCUGGCAGCUUUGUCAAGCCGCUGUUGAAGCCGUACUAAAAGGUGCUCCGAUAACUCCUAUUAACUCUGAAGCUGCAGUUAAUGGCCAUGGCCCCCCGCUCAAAGUUUAUGAUAUACGUCACGUUUCGAAAGAAGAAAACUCGGCUGCGUCAAAUGAUGCAAACCGAGCCAGGACUCGGUGCCGGGUCAGGCGAGUUGUGAAGCCGAAAGCUAGCAAGCGGGCUUGUUUUGGUAAUGGUUUGGCGUCCAUCGCUGUCGACACGUUGUCGGCACGGGACGAGUUGACUCGUUGUACUAGUCACGAGUCCUCGGUGAGUCACCAAUCCGAGUUGGCAGUGUUGGAUGGCGACAGCAAAGAGUCUGAUGAGAGCAUGGUGUCUGUGGAAACAGCCGAGGCUUCAUUGCUGUUCCCCCCCAACCCCGAGUCGAAAAACGAUUGCAAGGCCCAUGAUGUUGCGAGUAACGGAAUUUCUGGGCUUGAGCUCGGCCUGGACUUGACGCUGGGCUUUGAGCCCGUGUCACGUGCACAUCACGUGGUUCCCGUGAAGAAGAGAAGGGUGGAAGCUUACGGGUCUUGUGAUGUUGACACGUGUAAGAUGGAGCUCAGACUUGAAUAUCCUUGAAUCGAUGAAGCCCAAAGGAAUUGUGAAAGAGAAAGUCCAGUUUUGGCGGCUUGAGUCUGGGUUUUGUUUAGAAGAGAUGCCAGUUAUGUUUUUUCCUCCUUUUUUUUUUUGGCCCAACUGUAAUUUUUAUUUUUUUUUAUAAUCUUUUAGGCCCUUUAUGGUGAGAAUAGAGCUGUACAAAUCUGGUUUUACAUGAACAAAGACAUGGUAAAUGAUCAACAGAGCGAUCUUUCUAA
Messenger RNA from Populus euphratica (Euphrates poplar), 1416 nucleotides. RefSeq names its product LOB domain-containing protein 41-like. The record is from RefSeq and is a predicted model, not a curated record. The transcript has 2 exons. The coding region runs from base 284 to 1180 and encodes 298 amino acids. Gene Ontology annotation, biological process: regulation of gene expression. Lineage: Eukaryota; Viridiplantae; Streptophyta; Magnoliopsida; Malpighiales; Salicaceae.